CCGAUCUCAUUCUCGCUGCAAACAGGUGUCACUUUUGCGCCGACCUUGAAUAUCACGCUCGUCGUUACGUUUUGCGCCACUUCGCUCAGUUGUAUCAGCAGAGCGAAGAAGUGCCGGAACUACCAGUAGAGGAGCUGCAGACGAUUAUUGGGGCGGAAGAACUGAACGUGAAUGACGAGAAAGACGCGUGGGACUGCAUGAUCCGGUGGAUCGACCGUUUACAUUGCACUGUUAAACAGGUAAGACAUCACCCAUAUGUUAGAGAAAAUGAUGCAUGCAAACCCGUUAUCAUCGAGACGCUGAAGUUUCUGGAGGAGUCAGAAACAAUCUUGGCGUACGACGGGGAAUAUCGGACUCCGAAGUUUGCCAUCCCGCGAAUCCCUCAUGACAUUAUCUUUGUUAUUGGAGGAUGGACCACGGAAAUUGUCACUGAUUCGAUCGAAACAUACGACACGCAGGCAGACCGAUGGAUUAAGAUGGAAGAGGGAGACCCGAUGGGACCGCGAGUCCACCAUGGCAGCGCAGUAGUCGGUUAUAACAUUUACGUCAUCGGUGGUUUUGACCGCUUUAAAUCCUUGAACUCAGUCAGCUGCUUCAACGCAGUUACAAAGAAAUGGCGCGAGGUGGGGCCCAUGAAUGACCGCAGAGCGUACGUCAGUGUGGCAGUGCUCGAGGGUCUGGUGUACGCUGUUGGUGGCUACACUGACAAGCGUCGACAUAGAACGGCCGAGCGAUACGACUACAGGAGGAACCAAUGGUCGAUGAUCGCUUCUAUGAACACGCGGCGAUCUGACGCAAGUGCGACUGCACUCAAUGAUAAAAUCUACGUCGUUGGUGGAAUGAAUGGCCAAGAAUAUUUGGCCUCAGCAGAGGUGUAUGACCCACAGACGAACGAAUGGACAAACAUUUCACCGAUGUCUUCCCCACGGAGCGGCCUGUCUUGCGUCGCUUUCCAGGGCAGUGUGUACGCCGUAGGAGGAUUUGUUGAAUCCUUUGUCACUUUGAGCAGUUGUGAGAAAUACAACCCAGAAACAGACACGUGGACCGAGAUCUCCCACCUGCUUCAUCCACGUGGCUUCUUGGCCCUUCAAGUGAUUGACGACGCCAUUUUCGCCAUCGGUGGUUUCAGAAAGGACGAGAGCUAUUGCCGAGUGGAGUGUUUUGACUGCAGCAAAAAUGAAUGGUACGAGGUUGAGGGCAUGAAUACAUGUAGAACUGGGUUGUCGGCCUGUGUAGUCAAGGGACUUCCCAAUGUAGGCGACUACAUCUACAAACACAGGGAUCUGUUAAUGGAGGAGGAUCGGCAGAGACUGCUGAAGGAGUUGGAAAAAAAAUGGGAAGAAAGGAAACAGCAAAACCAAGAUCUCGACGACGUUUACCCCGAAUAAGACAUAAAUAACCUUUAUCAAGAUGUCAGUUUUGAAGACGACAUCUAGGUUCACCACGAUAAUGAUGAUAAUAGUAUAUAGUGGGCGUGGUAGGACAUCAGCAGAGUGAUAAGAAAGACGGCAAACGAUAAAUAAAAUAUUGUAUUAAUCUAAGAAGUGUUUUAUGUUGAAUACGUAUUAUUGAACUGUGUUAUUUUGAAAAGGUUUAAUUCUGUUACAGAAACGAAAAUAAAACUGUAGAUAAGGCAUAAGGCGAAGCACUUUAUUGUUAACAUUAAACUGUAUUGACUAUUUUUUUGCACGGUUGCCUGUAGAGUAAGGAAUUAUGCAGAAUAAAACAGUGAACUUUAUUUGUCUGUCCUAA
Zootermopsis nevadensis is the source of this 1752-nucleotide messenger RNA. The record is from RefSeq and is a predicted model, not a curated record. Lineage: Eukaryota; Metazoa; Arthropoda; Insecta; Blattodea; Termopsidae.